AUGGCGUGGCUGCCGAUGCCGCCGCUUGCUUGUGUUCUCCACGAGGGUCGCCAGAGAAGCAGCCGGUCACUCCCCCCUCACCCAAUGGGAGCCCCACUGCCACCUGCACAGUACAGCAGCCCCGGGGAAGAUGGUUCCAGCCGCGCCUCCGUCGAAGCUGAGAGUCCUCCACGCGACAUCAAGCGCUCCGUCGACGACGAGCCUUCCCCCACUCGCCGAGUCAAGAGCAGGUCGCCACCGGAGUCGCCGCAGAAGCAGCUCGUCGCACUCCCCCCACCUGAGGCCGCAGCGGGAGUCACCCUCCACCCACCCGAGGUUGGGACCCCUGCACAGCACGGUGGCGCUGGGGAGGAUGGUACUGAAGACGGAUCAAUUGCCGAGUUAGGUAUCAAACUAUUUCCUUGUCUCCCACGUGACCAAGCAGCCGCUCUGUGGGUUGGUUUUGUCAAUGAUGCCAAGACCUGCAUCAAGCAAUAUAACAUCAAGCAUAAGGUCAACUUUGUGUACAAGCAUGAACCAAGUAAUGUGUUCUACAGGGUUGAAGAGCAAGAUGGCCGUGCUUACUACCACACGAACUUCUAUGCUCAGGAUGAGUAUGGACACUCACAGCUCUUCUUUGGGGAGAUCAAAGAAUGUGUUAGGCCUCAGGUGGAGGAUGUCACCUGCUGUUGUCCCGUCUCGUCUUCUGAUACUGGUAUAUAA
Miscanthus lutarioriparius is the source of this 702-nucleotide messenger RNA. The record is from the annotation of a GenBank genome assembly. NCBI's taxonomy places the organism in Eukaryota, Viridiplantae, Streptophyta, Magnoliopsida, Poales, Poaceae.